AUGAAACCUCAGGAAUGGAAAUGGCGUUAUGCCAUUUUAUUCUGUGACUGUAUUGUCGUGUUCGGGGUGUAUUACUUUAUUGACCUGCCGAGCUCCUUACAAGUGGAUUUUGUGUCUGGCUAUGAAAUGCAUUGCCAGGUCAACGAAAGCAUAAUAUCCGCUGCAUGUUGUGAAACAUGUCUUGGCCUUGGGUCGAGUCGCUACAACUUACUUUUCACUUUUCUCUUCUGGACAUCUUCCAUAGCAUCUCCCCUUUCAGGAUACGUUAUAGACAGAUUAGGAAACAGAGUAUCUGCUGUAUCAAUAAUGUUUUUGACAUCACUCGGAGCUAACCUAUUUGCUAUUGCUGGGUCUAGUCUUCUGCGGCACACCUCAGCAAUGUUCCCAGUAAUGGUAAUAGGAAGAAUGCUACUUGGGUUUGGAAAUGGACCUAUGAGAAUUGUGCAAGAUCGAGUUAUAGCCCAUUGGUUUGCCGGAGAUUCCUUCUUGGCGGUCAGUUUGAUCACAUCAACACGUAGGGGUGGAACACUGCUGAACUUCAUCACGACUGCUAACCUGGCCGCAAAAUUCGGGUUCACCUGGUCAGUCUGGUUUGGGACAAUUAUGUGUUCAUUCGGUAUCCUAAUUGCAUUUGUUAUGGCAUUUUUGGAUUUUUAUGGGACUAAAAAACUGGAUGUCCUGUCUCAAAAUCGGAUGGCUAGCAAGCCUUUUAAACUGGCUGACGUCACAAACAUUCCGAAGACUUUCUGGAUCCACGUGUCUAUGAUUUCAUUAAACGCCUGUUCAUUUGGCUCGUUCGUUGCAAAUGGAUCACACUACCUCCAGUUAAGACAUGGCUAUACAAAGGCAAUUGCUUCCUAUGUGACCGGCACAUCAUAUGCCGUACCUGUGUUUCUUGCACCUUUCAUAGCAUUAUUGCUGAAAAGGAUAGAGUGUAAUGGAUUGGUGGCAACAUUUGUCACAGUAUUUAGCGUACCAAUAUAUCUAUUGCUGUCCUACUGUCCAUCAAUACCACCAGUCAUUCUCACCGUGGCUAUCGGCAUUGUUUAUACAUUCGAUGUGAUAAUUAUGUGGCAAGUGACCAUUGACAUGCUGCCCCCAGCUGUGUUCGGGACCGGGGCAGGGAUAGCAGUGUUUAUGGCAAGAUUUUUCCUAGGUCUUAUGUAUUUAUCUGUUGGCGCCAUUGUUGAAGAUGUGCGUAAUCACCGAAGUCAUCAAGAACAGAUUUGCGCGUACCAGAAUGCGCUGUUGCUGAUGGCAGCUGUAACGUUCAUGUCGGUGUCAUGUGGGGUAUUGCUCAACAUACUGGACAUUCGCAACGGUGAUGGUGUCAACAAACGUUUUAUGAAGAACAAACCUUUUGAAAUCUCAGAUUCAACACAACUUGUUAGUGACGACAAGGUUCGCGAACGUUACAAAAGUAACGACACUGGUGAGGGAACUCAUGUGGAACCAGAAUGA
This is a messenger RNA of Ylistrum balloti, 1461 nucleotides long. RefSeq lists its product as uncharacterized. The coding region runs from base 1 to 1461 and encodes 486 amino acids. The transcript is spliced from 13 exons. Gene Ontology annotation, biological process: transmembrane transport. NCBI's taxonomy places the organism in Eukaryota, Metazoa, Mollusca, Bivalvia, Pectinida, Pectinidae. Gene Ontology annotation, molecular function: transmembrane transporter activity. The record is from RefSeq and is a predicted model, not a curated record.